Messenger RNA from Stegodyphus dumicola, 2195 nucleotides. Its product is annotated as malonyl-CoA decarboxylase, mitochondrial-like. Gene Ontology annotation, molecular function: malonyl-CoA decarboxylase activity. Gene Ontology annotation, cellular component: peroxisomal matrix; mitochondrial matrix. Lineage: Eukaryota; Metazoa; Arthropoda; Arachnida; Araneae; Eresidae. Gene Ontology annotation, biological process: malonyl-CoA catabolic process; acetyl-CoA biosynthetic process; fatty acid biosynthetic process. The record is from RefSeq and is a predicted model, not a curated record.
UUAUCAGUUGCCGUUUGUUUAUAUUAUGACUGCGUUUUAAAAUGACUGUUAUUAGAAGUUAUAAUUGUGUUUAUUAUUCGGAGAAUAGGAAUAGCUUUUAUAAAGUUUAAAAAUUCCAGUCAUCACAUCUGAUGUUGUUUUGCAGUUAUGACACUUGUAGUUGCAGAUUGAAGAAACUCUUCCUAACUUCUUCAAGUGAAGAUUAUAUUAAACUAACAGGGAUGAUGAGCUACUCCUAUCUGCCGGUAGUCAAGUCAGUCUGGCUAGGAAAAUCUGGAAGCGUAAAAUAUAUGCCUUUGAUAUCAAAGCAUGUUGUACAGACUUCGAAAGUUAUGGCCCUAGUAAAUAAGAAAAUGUCAUCCUUAAAAAUUCCAUUGGACUACAUUGUCCAUCAAAGUGAAUCGCCAUCAUUAGAGAAAAAACUAUACGAGUUCUGCAGAGAGUACAUCAGUUUACCUGUAAAUGAAAAGAUGACGGUUUUAAAAGAAUUAGCAGUGAAGUAUGAUUUUGAUAAGGAGACUGUAAAAAAAGCAGCUGAGUCAUAUAUUUUUCUUAAGGACAAAAGUACUGGAUUACAAUUAAAAGCUGCUGAGCGCUUAAAAACAACUUUGAACCCUACUUACGGUCACUUCUUCAGCCGUAUUAGAAAAUUAGAUGGUGGAGUGAAGUUUCUAGUAGAUUUAAGAGCAGAUAUUUUAGGAAUGUUACCUUCUGCAGACUUUAGUGAUGAAACUACAGAUCACUUGAAGGCUCUCAAUAAUUAUUUAAAGGAAAUCUUAUCCUUUUGUUUUAAUGUUGGAUUUCUGAAUUUGGAACGAAUUACAUGGGACUCAUCCUGCCAUAUGCUGGAAAAGAUAUCCCAAUAUGAAGCUGUUCAUCCUGUAAGGAAUUGGACAGAUAUAAAACAACGUGUUGGUCCUUACAGGAGGUGCUAUGUUUUUACUCAUAAUGCAAUGCCAAAAGAGCCAAUAGUUGUGUUGCAUACUGCUCUAACCAAUGAAAUAUCAUCUAGUAUCACAGUAAGCUAUAACUUUUGACUUGUCUAUUGUACAUUACCGUGCAUCUUAGCUGUGAUGUGGAUAAUUUCCAAAUACAGUGGUACCUUGGUAUAUAUUAUUACGUGCUUACGGGUUCCAAAUAUAUUGAAUGCACACAGCUCCGAUGAUAGAGUAAUAAAUUUUAUUUUAUCAAAAUAAACACUUCAGAGAUCUGGAACUUCCCACAAAAAUAGCCAUACAGCUCUUUACAAUAUCACAGAGUGCAAUCAAUAGUUACACUUCAAGCUACUAUGAGCAUUAAACACAACAGAAUGCAAAGUGCAAUUAAAGAGUGAAGCUAAGUACUCUAAACUCACACAGAGCAAACAGCUAACAAGUGAGAGCAUGUGUUAUAUAGUUUUCACCCAGCUGCUGAGAUAUUUUUAGUGCUUUCUGCUUCUUGAAAUUACUUGAAGGCAAUGUGAGGGUCAAAUUAUGGUUACAGCUAACACAGUGAUCAAUUAUAUUUAUUCAGUUGCAAUUCAGUACAACUCCAAUUAUCUGAAUCACUGAUUAUCCGAACUGCUUUCAGGAUUUCAGAAUCAACUGAAGAAGAAAAGGAAAAAGAAAUGCAAGAAAAGAAAAAGGAAGAAACAGGACAAGAUGAGGAUGAUGUGUCACGUGAGGAAUUAAGAAACAUUCUUUUGAAAAUUCCUGAAUGUUGAGAAGUUAGUGCUGAGGAUAUAGGAGAAUGGAUGGUGUGUGAUUCAGCAGAUCCUGGGCUUCAAAUUCUAAAUGAUGAUGAACUUAUUGAAAGCGAGAGAGAAAAAAGUGUUGAGGAAGAAGAUGACCUUAAUGUCGAAGCUGAAGCAGACAUGAGACCGGCCUUGAAACUGCGUUGAAGUGGAUGGAGCGUCAGCCCAAGUGUGACAGCAUGCAACUUCUCAUUGUCAAGCAGGUGUGCGACUUGACUGCCUGAAAACGAAUGAAGGCAGUCAAACGGCAUACUUUGAGCACUUGUACACAUGCAACAAUACUUUCACACUAUAUAACAUGUAUGUAAAAGUGUUGUCUUUCAUUUUAAAAAAUCCAAUUAUCCGAAUGGAGUCUGGUCCUAAUUGAUUCGAAUAAUUGGAGUUUUAUUGUACUUAUUACAAUGAUACAAGAACCGGACCAGAAUGUCACCAAAUGGCCACCAAGUUUGGCGACUAUGGAUGA